AAAUGGCCGCUUCGGGAGGAAAUAUCGAAUGGUCAACAACGAUAAAACCAAUAUUAACAGCACUUUACGGCCCGUUUUUCGACAAAAACGAUGCCGUGGAAAUCAUACAAGCGAUCAUCAAAAGUGAGAGUGAGUUCCAGAACCAUGAAGAUAUCUAUGAUCUGUUCUACACAUGCUUUGCAUGCCUAUCUGCACACUUCAUUAGCAUCAAUGCUAACAAUUUACCAUCAGACCAACUGACCACCGCGCGUGAUGCAUUCAGAGUCAUACUCAGACAAAUACUAAAGAAAUUGUCGGAAGCUGGAGUCAGUUGCGAUGACAACACUACCACUGCUGCACCUAAUGUGUCUGUCAAACAGUUGCUACUCCCCAUUGUGGGACUUUGUGGAAUUGACGGAGGGGGCUACCCUCAAUCUGACCUAGUUAUAUUGACAUCUUUACUCAAGAAUGCUAAAUUACCGGCUCAUGUCACAGUACCAGAGCCACAAACCCCAAAAUCAUCAGUGAUACCGAGCCCAAUAACAUCUCUAGCAUCUCAAGCCCCAACUACUGAGAAACAACAGCCGUCGAAUGCCCAGCGCCGUUCUGAUGCCCUGCUGGAGACGUUGACUGCGCCAUUACGGAAUCCAGUGGCUUCGAUGACGUCAUCACAGGCUCUACCCACUGCAGCAGUCAUGUCGCCCGGGAGUAAAGAUAGUCUGGAGAGCACCAAAGAGAAUGCUUCGCAACAGGCUAACGCUGAUAUGAAGAAAUGGGUGGCGUCAACAUGCGCCUCGCUACUUAUGGAGCUACGCGCAGGCAGCGUGGUGUUGAAGGUGUGCUGCACGCUGCCCUGUUUGCAGCGUUAUCUCAACCGCUGGCAAUCCGCCAAGGAGACUUCCGUCGCGCCACAGUUCAACUCUGAUGCUUCACUACUCCACUUUUUGGUGAACGAGGUGAUAGUGUGUCGGCUGGCGCUGUCGCUACCGUGCCUAGAGCCGUUUACGCCUGAACGCAUCGCCAAAUUGAGUGACGUCAGCACUUCCUGGCUCCUUUGCGCUACUGCACAGGCGUCGCUGCACCCAAAAGAUGAAGAGAGCGAACAGCAAACAGCUACCCUCGUUGAAAGUGCACUCAGCCUAUACAACACUGUUGGAGAAACAUUCAAACAUUCUACUCGUGCUGGUGGAUAUGUUUACCAAAACCACCUUAUGAUCGGUGGCUGGGUGCUGCUGUGCGGUCUUCACCACGCGCUCGCCGGUGCACCUGUACAAUCAACCUCUACGGGCAAGAGUCCCGCUAAGACGCCUUCUAGGCCUUACAACUUAACCAAAAUGCAACAAGGCCUAGGUGUGGUAUGGGUGGCACUAGGCGGCAGGUGUCUAGCAUGGGUGGGCGCUUUGCUAGCAGAUGCGCGAUUGGAAGCGCUAUCGUGCGGGGAUGUCACUAGUCAGUCGGCUGCGCCGUUGCACAUCCUCGCGCAACAUACUGCGCAUCAGCGAGAAUUAAGGCUUGCGCAGGCCGCGCCAUUACACCAGCUUUUGGUAGCCCUUGGCGUAGUGUGCUACCGCAAGGCGACGAAUCUCAAGCGCGCUGUGGUACAAAAGCAGCACCAGGACGCCGACCCCGACCGCUCUGACUCCACUGUCUACUUCCAGGACAUGAUCCUCUGCUCAGAGGACUCGGAGACUGACGAUGACAGCGAGCCCCUUUUCGGGCUGUGGUUCGAGUCGACACUAGUGGCGCCGGACGCAGCGGACUCAGGUCUCGUACGCGCAACCGCCGGUGCAGAUAACGCGGACUCGGCGGAUACGCCGUCGCGCCCACACCAGGCUAUUGUGCCAGAUAAGGCUGAACCUUAUUCUUACAUAGCGUUAGCGACGGAAGUGUUCACGCUGCUCACGCAAGAGAUCAUCAGCGAAGGCUCUGAACGGCUUGGUCAGACAUCUCUACAGCUGCACGAUGCUCAUCAAGCGCUGCUUGCCGCGCUUGCCAAGGAUCUCGACCGUGAGACAGCUAGAACUGAUACUGGUACAAUCUCGACCUGUUUCGGCGCGCGUCUCGGUGCCCUAUACACAACUUUCAGUUCGGCGUUAGUACGCUAUCUGCACAACCUGACUGGGGCGCCGGCAUUCGUCGCACUACAGCCUGCCUUACACCAGCAACUCAUUUCAGCUGGCUCUGAGAGGAGCAAUAUGACCCCGCUACAGGUUGGACCUCGCGUAGUCAAGCUGCUAGGCAGUAUGGUGCUGAGUAAAUCAGCGGCAGAGCGCGAAAAUAGCAUCCUAGCGAUGUGGCACAAGAUCGUCAACACGCUUCAAGAGUGCGCUCUGCAGUCUCAACCUUCGCAGGAUCACGAUUAUGAAGAUUUGAAUGUGGAACAUGCACAACUACUGGUCUACCUAUUUCAUUCACUGACCCUCAUGCAGAAGAAAUCUGUUCUGCUCAUGACUUCCAACGCUAUUAUCAAAGUCGUGGAAACACUAGCAAUAAGUGACAGGAAGAAAUCUAUGACAUUGGCCCCUCACCAAUUAAUGCUGACUACCAGACUCAUGUUACUUCUGGAGUACCUCAUGAAGCAUCUGUAUGACGCUCCACAGACUUUGCUACAACAGAUUGAAUGGAAUCUCGUUAUAGCUCCCGGUCUAGCUCAGCCGUCAGUGGACACUAAUUCUGGCACAAAAACUACCACAGACAGUGGGCUAUUGAAAGCGCGCAUCUACUGCGAAGUGCCGUAUAUCGAAAUGUCUUACAGACGUCAGACCCAGGAUGAGACGUCAAUGAGACCAAAAUUUUAUUCGCUUACUAAUGCGGAAAUCAACAAUCAGGAAAACCCCAAAUUCGACGGCUUAGCGUGCAACUUCGUGCUUGGUACACCACAUAAGUUAAAAUACCCGUUACUAGUGGACGCACUGCUAGCACUAUUGAACUCUGCGUGCGUCUGUGACAAUGUUCAGUACCAUUCGUCACCCGCCGCCUUAGCCGCGGCGCAUUACUGCUUCCAAACUGCAUGGAGGCUCGUAAUAAGCAUGCCACCUGCAACGCCACACAUGGACAAGCUGCAAGCGGGCACAGCUGCAGAUUUGCCCUCCCCACUUCCUUUGCACGCAGUCAUUUGGGCACCCAGGGCGGAUAAUAAGAAAGUGUUCAACCCUUGGCUGAAGGACGCUCUCGUUAAACAGGGCAUGUAUACUCAGUACGCGGAGAAUUUGCUGGCGGGAGUCAGCGCAUCAUGUGACAAUAUCAAGUACACGGCCUGGCUUGCAUCACAGACAAUCAAACAUUUAAAAUCAAACCUCACUCCUAGCGGUCUGCCAUCAUUAUUGGAUGUAAUAUCUUGCGACUCCGCUCUCGUGAGGUUAAAGGUGUGCCUGGCAGACACCGCCUCAGCGACAGAGGCUCAUCAAUUCAUGCCCGAUCUCUUGGAGUUGUUGGAAACUGUAUUAGACUGCUGCCGAUUGAGCGCAGGUCUUGAACUAUCAUCUCUAAUGGAGAACACAAACAACCCAUCGGAGAUGGCUGUAAACGUAGUUCGUCUACAAGUGUGCGCACUGGCUGCGUGCACUGCGUGCGUUAGUGGCAACGGGGGAGCGGCAGGUCCGGGGGGCAACACGUCCCCUCCCGCGCUGGGUGCAUGGUUGCGCGCGCAUCUGCCGUCGAAUGCGGCAGCUGCUUUGGAACGAUUGGCUUCUCCACCGCCUCUUGCAUGCAUCAAUCUUGCAUUUUAUGCAUCCCACAUAAUACCAUCAGAGAGUGCUGUUCUGAAUCUCGUCUCGUCUCAUUGCGAACUAAUCAGCACGACUCAUAACAAGUACUCCAUUGGCCCGUCGCUCAUGAUGCUGGCGUAUUCCGCCGCUAAGCUUCUCGAAGUGGGUGCAAGUAAACUCGCCGAUAAUCCGGAACUUAUGAAGAAGACUCUUGACCUCAUUGUACCGGCCUUGACUGACGGCCGUCUCGAGUUCAUGUCAGAACCACUUGCAGCAACCCUGAACACAUUAGUACCACAACCUCCAAAGGCUGAACAAUUAGUUCACGAACAUAUUCUGAGAACUACAUACACUGUACUUGUAGACCACUUGCAACCGUCUACAGAGAAGACUCUGCGGCAUGUAGUGAAAUAUUGGGAGAAGAUUCUGGAUCGUCCAGCUGGUAGACUGGCCUAUGAAGCUGUUUUCUCUGACAAUUCUGGCUAUUCAUUAGGCAGAAUUCUGCUGACAGCUCCAAAUGCGAGAAACCAUUACACAGAGCGGGUCAUUAAAUUAUUCAUCAAAAUAUUUUCCGGAUGCGAAAGUUCGGAAUUGAGCAGCAAGCUCUGUAUCUCUGUGUGCAAGUACGUCGGCGUUGCGGAUCAGCAAAAGCUUGGCAGUCUUCUCGCUCAUAUCUGCUUGGGCACGCCUUCGUCAACGACAGCUAGCGCAGGCACAGCCAAUGGUACUCCUACAGAAACAGAACUUCCGACUCCUACAUCAUCUGCACCUGAAACCGGCGGUAAUCCAGCCUCAUUGGCCCUAAGAAAUGCACUACGUAGUGUAUUCCGUACUGAAAGUGAUUCAACACAGCGGAAUGAGAACACCGCGCAACGCAGUGAGGAUCUGCCCGUAUUUGAUACACCUUCGCCCGCGCCGAGAGCUCAGUCAGAUACAACUCAGCAAGGCAACUCAGGAAAUAGUUGGUCGGAUGGCACCAAAGACAACGGAGCCCCAACCACUGCCGUCGCGGUUAACAACGAACCGCAAUCGGCUCCAUUGACUGAAACAAAUGACAACGCCGUUCUUUUAUCUGCUAUUUGCAAACAUGUGCAGCAUCAUUGCAGCGAAGACGUGAGCGAACGCAUGCUAACUACAUUGAUCAGCGUAUGCGGCGAGAGUGUAGUUUCGCCUCUCCUAUUGAGAGAAAUGUGCCGCCUCGCAGAUGCUCAUACUGGCACUGACCACCGGCAGCUGUUCCCGGCCGCUGUCAACUGGCUUUCUACUUGUGUUGAAAAUCUAAGUAGCCCAGAAGUCCUUGAAAAACUGGAAGAAGGUCAGGUGGACGGAAACCUCGCGCCACAAAUUGAGUCCGCCUGUGUGCUACUGUCGUAUCUCGCAGACGCUUUGCAUUCUAUAAACACUACACAGCCACAUACGUGGCGCUCGGUCAGUCCCACGUGGGAGUCACCAUCGGAUCUCGGAUUCGAUUUCGACUACACUGAUGAACAACAGGACGAUGAUGACACUAGUGCGGAUGAUUCUGAUGAGGACGCAAUGCUCCAAUACAAACUCUGCACUUUCACGGUAACGCAGCGCGAGUUCAUGAAUCAACAUUGGUACCACUGCCACACAUGCAAGAUGGUGGACGGUGUAGGUGUAUGCACAGUAUGCGCAAGAGUCUGCCAUCGCGGUCAUGACGUUUCUUAUGCCAAGUUUGGAAACUUCUUCUGUGAUUGUGGAGCAAAACCUGAUUCUAGCUGUCAAGCUUUAGUGAAACGUUCAGUGUCCUUGGGCGCCAACCGCAGCGCGAACGGUGGCACUGAAGAAACUCCACCAGCCCCAUCUCUGCGUCGACGACCAUCGAGCCCCACUCCGCCCACUCUAUUAGCCCCUCCGCGCCGGCCCGUACUCGCUUCAAAUAUCCAAGGAUGUCGCCCAUUCCUGGUGUCAUACCCCGGAUGGGGCGUAUGUAUGGAGCGCGUGCGCGUACUCCUUGGAGCUUUAGCGGGUGCAGUCCGCGCGGCGUGCUCGCGUAAUGCAGCUGUAGGAGCCCAUACGAGGGCACAGCGAGCUUUAGCACAGCUGCAUCUCGGUGAAAAGAAAUUCACGCAUACUGAUACACUCAUGCUGCCUACACUCGGGUCUCAAGAAGGAGCUUUUGAGAACGUGCGCAUGUCGUACACCGGCGAGAACGGGCAGACGAUCCGGCAGUUGAUGUCCGCACACAAGCUGCGCCGCGUCGCGAUGUGCUGCCUCGCUUCGCCGCACGGACGCCGCCAGCACUUGGCUGUGUCACACGAGAAAGGCAAAAUCACCGUUCUGCAACUGUCAGCGCUGUUGAAACAAGCGGACUCUUCCAAGCAUAAGCUGACGCUGACUCGCCUCUCGUCCGCUCCGAUUCCCUUCACUGUGUUGAGUUUGAGCGGCAAUCCAUGGAAUGAGGACCUUCUGGCUGUAUGUGGUUUAAAGGAAUGCCAUGUAUUGACCUUUAAUAGUGGUGGUGCGGUAGCCGACCAUCUUGUACUGAGCACUGGUCUGGAAGGAAAUAACUACAUCAUCAAAGCUAUAUGGCUGCCGGGCUCGCAGACGCAGCUCGCGCUCGUCACCUCCGACUUUGUCAAGUUAUUCGACUUGAGCAAGGAUCUGAACAAUCCUUUGCACCACUUCCUUGUGCCGAGUGGGAAGGUUCGCGACGUAACAUUCGUGAACCAGGACGGCAUAAUGCACAUGCUGUGUAUGAGCUCAGCUGGGCACAUUUACUGGCAGCCUAUGAGUGAGGAGUCACGAGCCUCGCUCGGCACCUUCUAUGUCACAAAUACGCUCGAAGUUCUGCAUCCAGAGAUACAGGACGUAGCAGGUCUCGUAGGUGGCGGUGGCGUAUCAAUUUACUACUCACACACGUUGAAGAUGCUGUUUUUCUCAUACGCGCAAGGCAAGAGCUUCUUAGCCCCGCUCAACACCGUAGAGGAGAGCGUCAAAGGAACAGCAAUGAUCACCUUAUCAGCAACAUCAACUCAAAAAGAAGGCGGAGGUCGUGGUGGUGGCAAACAAGGUGGAGUGCAGUCGUUAUGCCAAUGGGCUGAAGUACCUGGACACCCAGGACUCGUGACUGCAGUAAUGCAAGCCUCGAACAACCCUGUUGUACUCAUGUUAACGCCUACAAACAUAUACGUUCAGGAGAUCAAGGUUGUGCCAGCUAAAGCGAAAAUCACUGAUAUGGUAGCAGUCCGCCAUUGGUGCGGCGGUGGCGGUGAACAAAAGAGUACUCUGAUAUUACUAUGUGAAGAUGGCAGUCUUCGUAUGUAUGCAGCUAGUCAAGAACACACGGGAUAUUGGCUAUCACCUGCUAUUCAACCAACGCAUGCCCCGCGACGACGACCGCGUCUUAUCACGCAUCACGCUAAAGGAAAAACACAACAGGCUGCUAUUAAAUCCAAUGCAAACGGAGCACCACAGUUCCCGAUCGACUUUUUCGAGCACUGCGUAGCCAUGACUGACAUCGAAUUCGGUGGCAACGAUUUACUGCAAGUCUACAAUGUGGCACAAAUCAAACAUCGCCUCAAUACAACCGGAUUGUACGUUGUAUCUACAAAGAUGAGCGGUUUCUCCAUGGAAGUAAUCAACUCUGAUCCUAACAUGGUGAUUUGUGGUAUUCGUGUCUUGCUUGGAAGCCAAGACGUAGCUAAAACACCGGCUUAUGUUGAAGUGUACGGUCGUACUAUUCAAACUCUGGUAACACGAAAUCGAUGGUUCGACAUCCCGUUGACUCGAGAAGAGUCACUGCAAUCUGACAAAAAGCUUGUCAUUAAUUUUGGACCUUCGCAAGACCCUGAUGGAGUUACCAUGGUAGACUCUGUUAAGGUUUACGGCAAAAAUAAAGAGCAAUUCGGAUGGCCAGAAGAGAAUGAAGAUCCGUCUGCAUGUCCAUCGUCUAGCAAGGUAACUCAGGAAUCCGAAGGAAGUGGCGGCGUAUGGAAGCCAAGUUCCCUUGAGCGUUUAGCAUGUGCCGCGUUGGAAGCUCUAGAGCUCGGUGCAGGUGCGCCGGUGACGUGCGGUGCGGCCUCUGGGGCUGAAGGAGGGGCGGAGGCGGCGAGGAAGCUCUUGUGUGCGCCUGCCAGUGCCCAUCUUCAUGCUAGGGCGCAGUGUCUCUUAAGAGCUGUGUACCAUACCCACUAUCAUCAAUUCAAGGACCAAGCAAUACUGAAAUACGUAUGCGCAUCACUACAAGAGCUUCGGGAUACGACAGACGCGUGCAAUAUAGAUCCCGAGGCGUACUUCCGACUCGUCCUGCUAGCCAGGGGCGUAGCUGUGGCGCGACCUAACAAUCUCGUCAAGUUCACUGCUCCGACUCCACCAAAACCUGCUAAUGGAGAAUGGUCGACUUACUGGAAAGGCGACUACCAAGAAGUCAAAGAUCAAGAGCCGCAUCUAUGCGCGUUAUUGACCAGCGUGCUGUGGCGCUUGGCCGCCUGUCGGUCCGCUACGGGCGGCGCACCAGGCAUACUGAGCUAUGGUUUACGUCACGCUGACCAUACGUUGCAUGCAUUGGCUGAUACUGUACACGCUUUCCAACUUAAUGCCGAUCCUGAUUGUAUUGACUUCGGUAACCAAAUCUACCUAUCUCUUCUACUGGCUGAAGACCAAAGCAUAAGCUUCGGCGCUAAAACUGCGCUAAUGAGAGUGCUACGUCCGAGAGUCAAGAGGCGUCGUGUGUACAUACCUUCGCCACCUAAUACACCUGGAACAGGGCCCGGUUCAUCAGUUACAACAGCUCAACCGACGAGCUCCAUCACAGAGGCUGUGGUCUCCGAGUCUGACCUGAGCGCCAACCGCGACGAGCAACAAGAUCAACAGUUUAUGGACGUCGACGACUCGCUUGAGCCUAUGGUUCUUCUUGCGCCUGAUGGAGGCUUAGAAGCCCUGCUGGACAUCCCGCCGGAUGCAGACGACGAGACCAUGGUAGAGUUGGCAAUAGCUUUGUCGCUACAAGAACAGCCUCGUCGCGCCCCACCCGCGCCGUCGGCCCCUCCCCCGCCGGCACCUGGCUUUAGUGACGCCACCGCGUCCCCGCCUGGUUCCGAUGACGAAGGCAGCACAGCGGCUACAGACGGUAGUACGCUGCGAACGUCGCCCGCCGAACCGCCAGGUUCCGCCGGCUCUGAAAGCGGUGGCUCUGGUGCAGAUAGCAUUGGAGGAGUUUCGGGGCGAAGCAGCGCAUAUGGCGAGAUGGUAUCGGCUCCCUCUACGGGAACGAUGCCUCCUACUAAUACUGUCGUAGCUCCUGUUGUCGUAGCAGCGGGUCCAUCAACAUCGAACACACAGCCCGUGGCGUCAACGUCACGCACCAUGGAAGCAGAGAGCGAAACCCGUAAACUUCACGCUUUGCGUUUAUCUCUACUAUCAGCUGCACUGGAUGCCCUGCCUACGCUCAGGACUUUGCCUGGAGUACGCGCUAUACCUUUCGUUCAGGUUGUCCUCAUGCUAGCUGGUGAUCUUGACUCGAGUGUCGAAGGCGACCGCGCGGUUCUAGAACGACUCCUAGAAUUAUUGGUCUCCGAACUUGACAUUCAACCCCCCGCAGACUCACUAACAGAGCAACCUCAUGAAGAUAAGCAGGAACUUCAACAAGCUAUUGCGAAGCUGGAGACUCUUGUGUCAGAUAUGGAUACACAAGACGAUUUGUCACCACCUGUGCAUGAGCGCACUAACAGGCGUGAACUUCAGCUGGUUAUCAUGAGAUUGUUAAGUGUCCUCAUGGCCCGAUGGAAGACAGCAGCCAGCGGCGGCCCCGCCACUCGCGCCGAGGUGUCGGGCGCUGCGUGCGCCGCCCACGUGUCGCGCCUCGCCGCGGCCGCACUCGUCCGCGCCGGCGCACCGCAACACUGCUUCAGAAUCCUAUCCGCCCUUCUUCCAUAUUGGAAGGAGAAGACUUCUAACGCUGGAAGUACUCCACCUGGUCAACAGUUGCUGAAACCACAGCCGCCACUACCUCUACCUGAUAUGCAACCGUUCUUUGUCAAAGAGUAUGUUAAAAGUCACGCCUUAGACGUGUUCGACAACUACCCACAACUACUAAUGGAGAUGGCUUUACGCCUGCCCUGUCAAAUUCACAAACACUGCGAUCCUGCGCACUUCGAUGCGCGCUGGCGCACUUUGCUCUGCGAGUAUAUGAUGAAUCCACAGACUCCUCUAAGAAAACAAGUCCGUAAACUACUGUUACUUUUGUGCGGAACCCGCGAGCGGUACCGUCAACUUCGGGACGUACACGCUCUCGAUACGCACCUGAACGCAGCACGUGCACUGUUGGCCACCGAUCCCGCGUAUGACAAGCUUGUUCAGCUCAUGGAACACCUCAAGGCGUGCGCAGAGAUAGUGAGUGCGCGCACGGGCAACUGGCAGCACACAUGCGUGUCGGAGAGACGUGAAGCACUGGCGUGGCUGGCGUGCGUGGCCCGCCGCGUGCACCCGCACGUUGCACCCACUGUGCUGCAGCUACUGCAGUGCGCGCUCUGCGCCCCCGCCUCACCCAACCAGCACGCCCCGCAAAACAACGCCCGUCAGGAAAGCAAAAGCUCAUCGGAUUGGCCGGAGCGUGAGCGUAGCGCCGAUAGUGAUGCCUACAUAUCUGACGGUUCCAAAUUCCAAGAGCAAAGAGUACCACAACUGGUACAGCAGAUUCUGAAACAGGUGUCACAAGAUGAACUGAAAUUGUUCGUAAAAGCUUUCCUUUUGGAAACCAAUUCUACUUCCGUUCGUUGGCAAGCGCAUGCCUUGCUCCUCGCUAUUUAUAACAACUCAUCCCAAAGUGAUCAGGCGUCUUUGGUCUCACUGCUAUGGAGUAUCUGGCCCACUCUACCGCAGUACGGCCGUAAAGCUGCACAGUUUGUUGACUUGCUCGGAUACUUUACGUUGAAGACCCCUGACAUAGACACUGAGAAAAACGUGGGCAGUGCCGUAGAUCUCCUUCGCAAUCAGAACCAACUGCUUUCCUCCCACGGAAAUGCUGCCCUAUACGCCGCUCUCGGUGCCUUUGUUGAGCUGGACGGCUACUACUUGGAAUCUGAGCCUUGCCUCGUGUGCAACAACCCUGAAGUACCAAUGGCUACCAUUAAGCUGCCUACUAUAAAGAUUGACUCCAAGUUCACAACAACAACACAAAUAGUGAAACUGGUGAACAGUCACAUGAUCAGCCGCAUCAGCUUGCGCAUCGGCGAUAUCAAACGCAGCAAGAUGGUGCGCACCAUCAACUUCUACUACAACAACCGCACCGUGCAAGCUGUGCAAGAACUCAAGAAUAGACCAGGAAUGUGGCACAAGGCGAAACGCGUUCAGCUCCAGUCUGGUCAAUCAGAGGUUCGCGUUGACUUCCCUCUACCGAUUGUGGCUUGCAACUUGAUGAUGGAAUACGCAGACUUCUACGAAAACCAGCAAGCUACCGGUGAAUCGCUUCAGUGUCCAAGAUGCUCUCAAUCAGUGCCUGCAAACCCAGGUGUUUGUGCUAAUUGUGGCGAAAAUGUUUUCCAAUGCCACAAGUGCAGGGCAAUAAACUAUGACGAAAAAGAUCCCUUCCUCUGUCACGCUUGCGGAUUUUGCAAAUACGCGAAGUUCGAUUACACUUUAACGGCAAGGCCUUGCUGCGCUGUAGAUACCAUCGAAAACGACGAAGAGAGGAAGAAAAUGGUACAAACUAUCGGAGCUCUGCUCGACAAAGCUGACAGGGUGUAUAGGCAACUGGUGUCUAAUAAACCUGUAUUGGAGUCUCUACUCCACAAGAUAAGCGAACAUCGUCUGGAGGGCCGCGCCGGUGACGAGAACAGCAACGCGAGCAAUACGUCAUUCAGUGGAGCUCAGAUCAACCGCGUCAUUCAGACGCUGGCGCACAAGUACUGCGUAGAUAGCAAGGGACACUUUGAAGACUUGUCUAAGAUCAUACAGAAGGUGCUUGCUUGCAGGAAAGAACUAGUGUCCUAUGACAGAUCUCAGAGUGAACAACUCAAGGGCGACGCUUUGCCGGUAUACGCUGGUUUGGUGCAAAAUUAUGAUGGAGAUCUUACAAAAGAGUCCGGCGGGGGUUGCUACGGGUGUGCUCUAGCCUGUGCCGAGCAUUGUCUUACACUAUUGAGGGCAUUGGCCUCUCAGCCAGAACAUCGAACACGGCUUUGUCGCUUCGGACUUGUGCAGGAAUUAGUGCAGCACAAUUUGCAUCGUGGUACUCCACAGGUACAUUGCCAAGAAGAAGUGCGAGCUUUAAUUUGCCUUGUAACUCGAGACAAUCUGCCAGCUACGGAGCAACUAUGCAACCUUCUGACACAACGUAUUACGCUGUCUCUCAUGGGACACGCUGCGUCUCAAGAUCACAAUAACUCCGUGCGUCCACUAGUUUUACUCCUCGGAUCGCUAGUGAAAGUGCAAGACUCAGUCGAAUGUUGGGAAGCGAGGUUACGAUGCAUCGUCAAGCUAUGGGUGUGGUGCUGUCCGCAGCUGACCGAAGUGGCAGGCAUAGCGCCGGCCGCUACCUCCAUACUCAAAGCUGAGGCUUUAGCUGGAAUACCAGGGAUUAACUCUUCGUCGCCUAACUCUCAUCAAUUCGCUUUACAACAAGUGGCGUUGCCUUGCCUCCGCUACAUGCAAGAACUGAUGGCGCCUGUCGCUCCGGCCCCUUCUAUCACUUCGGCCGACACAGAUCAAUCGAAAGAUACUAAGGAAAGCGCAGAGAAAACGGCAGCAACACCACAAUCUAGUGCCUUCGCGUCUUCAACUGGCAAUGUGGUAGUAGAUUUAGCGGCGUGGCUGGCAGGUCGUGUGCAGCACAAAGAGUGGCGUCGAUUGGUUGCGGUGCGGGAGCCCCCGCCGACAGAGGGCACGCCCUAUCCACCGCGGGAUAAACAUCUCGCGUUCAAGUACCUUGCCAAGUGGCGUGAGCGUAUGCUGUUCUCGCACGGCAUGCGACCACUGGCCCUCGAAGAUGGCGGUUGGCUCCGCCCGGUGAUGUUCGACCCAAGCUCUCGCAUCGCUCGCGACACAGCCUGUCAGAUGAUCCGUUCCCUCUGCGAUUCUUACGAACGAACCAAAGCGGUGCUCAUCUUGCUGACCAGCUUCCUCCCUGCAGUCGGCGCUGCGGGAGAAGCUAGCGAACAGUUCUUGCAGCUUUAUCAGACUUUGGCAUCGGAAGCACCUUGGAAACAAUUCCUGGCUCUUCGUGGCGUACUGCAACAAAUAGCCGAUUUGAUGACUAAAGAAAUUGACCAGCUACAUCGUCUAGAAGAAACUACACUUACCUCGGACUUGGCUCAGGGCUACGCUCUGAAGCGUUUAACGGAGCUACUUGCUAUGUUUUUGGAAGAGCCCGGUGCGCGCCGCACGUAUAAGGGAAGGCUUGUGGGCUGUGUGCUUGGCGGUUACCUGUCUUUGAGACGAUUGGUCGUACAGCGCACGAGACUUACUGAUGACACACAAGAGAAGCUCUUGGAACUACUUGAAGAGAUGACUACAGGAACCGAGACAGAAACAGCAGAGUUCAUGGCGGUCUGUAUCGAGACUGUACAGAAAUACCCGCUGCACGACUACCGCACACCGGUGUUUAUCUUCGAGCGGCUAUGUUCCAUUAUCUAUCCGGAGGAAAACGAUGUCGGCGAGUUCUUCCUAACGCUUGAGAAGGACCCGCAACAGGAAGAUUUCCUUCAGGGUCGUAUGUUAGGCAACCCUUAUUCGUCGUUAGAGCCCGGCAUGGGCCCUUUGAUGCGCGAUGUGAAAAACAAGAUCUGCACCGACUGCGAACUUGUCGCGCUGCUAGAAGACGACAAUGGGAUGGAGUUGCUCGUUUGUAACAAAAUCAUGUCACUCGAUCUUCCUGUCAAGGAAGUUUAUAAGAAGGUAUGGUGUACAUCGGGCGAAGGCGUGGACGCCAUGCGCGUGGUUUACCGCAUGCGAGGAUUACUCGGCGACGCCACUGAAGAAUUUGUCGAAACGCUUAGCCAAACCAAUGCGGAGGCGGUCGACGAUGAACAGGUGUAUCGCAUGGCUAACGUCCUUGCUGAUUGUGGCGGACUAGAGGUGAUGCUGCAGCGAUUGGCCGCUAUCCAGCGCGUGGGGGCGGCCCGAGCCCUGUGCUCGACGCUGCUCCGCCUGCUGGCGCUGUGCACGCGCGUGCGCCGCGGCGUGCGCGUGCUGACGCGCGCCGAGACGCGCGCGCUGCCCGUGCUGUUGCACGCGCUGCAUCUCGCCGCGCAGGAGGAACGAGACAUGCCCCGAGCUGAGCUUGUCUAUCAACUUUUGGAGAUCAUGGAACGCAUUCUCUCCGUGGCAGCAAGUGAGAGCCUCGAAUCAUUCCUGCAGUUCUCACUAACUUUCGGAGGUCCCGAAUACGUUCAAGCUCUGCUCAACUGCACGGAAUGUCCAGGAAUCCGUAACAACUCAGUAGCUCUGGGCCACCUAACCCGCGUCCUAGCAGCUUUAGUAUACGGCAAUGAUCUCAAGAUGGCCAUGCUGGUCGACCACUUUAAGCCCGUAUUAGACUUCGACCGCUUGGAUUCGGAGCAAUGGACCGAGGAAGAGUUCCGCAUGGAACUAUUCUGUGUACUCUGCGCCAAUAUCGAGAGAAAUUCAAUAGGUGGCACGCUCAAGGAUUACCUUAUAUCGCUUGGGGUUGUUCGUGACGCUUUGGAUUAUAUUCAGAAACACGCACCUUGUGUGAAACCAACUCUAGUCCUAACUGAUUCCGACGAACUGAAGGAGUUUAUCAGCCGCCCCGCGCUCAAAUACAUCCUGCGCUUCCUUACCGGGCUCGCUACUGACCAUGAGCCUACCCAGAUGCUAGUAUGCGAGAAAGUAAUUCCAAUCGUGCACCGUCUGGAGCAAGUGUCUUCGGGCGAACACGUCGGGUCACUAGCUGAGAACCUUCUGGAAGCGCUCCGUUCACAGCCGCAGUGUGCCGCCAAGGUGCAGCAAGUCCGCGAUUUUACUCGACAGGAAAAGAAACGCCUCGCCAUGGCAGUCCGAGAACGACAACUUGGCGCAUUAGGUAUGAGAAGCAACGAGCGUGGACAGGUGACGGCGCAGUGCUCUUUGACGCAGCAGGUUGCAGACCUCGCCGAGGAGGCGGGAGCUGUAUGCUGCAUCUGUCGCGAGGGGUACAAAUAUCAGCCUACCAAGGUGCUGGGCAUCUACACGUUCACAAAGCGGUGCCCUGUGGAGGAGUAUGAGGUGCGCGCACGCAAGACGCUCGGCUACACUACUGUCUCUCACUACAACAUAGUGCACGUCGAGUGCCACAUGGCCGCUGUCAGGCUUGCUCGUGCCAGAGACGAAUGGGAGAGCGCUGCACUGCAAAAUGCAUCUACGAAGUGCAAUGGCCUGCUGCCGCUGUGGGGUCCUCACGUGCCGGAGUCCGCGUACGCUAGCUGCCUCGCUCGACAUACCACCUACCUGCAGGAAUGCACAGGGCAUCGUGACAUCGGCCACACGUGCACGAUCCAUGACCUGAAAUUGCUGCUGCAGCGAUUCGCACGCGGGCGCACCUUUCACGACGACACGGGCGGCGGUGGACCGCUGUCUAAUAUGCAGCUCGUGCCGGCGCUCAUUCAUAUGGCACUCUAUGUCAUCAAUACGACCCGCGUGGCGGCCCGUGAGGUGACGGCGCUGGAGGCGUCUCUUGCAUGGGCACCGCCGCGCGUACUUGAGUCCGCCCAUGACGCAGAAAGCCCGCUCUACUUCAUCACGCUCAUGUUGCUACUCUAUCCUCACGCCAAAUGGCGUUCAUUGAAAGUGGACAUGCUUGAGCGUCUUCUGAUAAUCGGGCACGUGCGCGCGGCGGCGCCGGGCGGGCCGGCGAUGCGCGCGUUGCCCGCCGACCACCGCCAGGUCAAACCCUGGGCGGAUUACAAACCCUACGCGCUCUUCGUCGCCAUUAUCGACCAGCUCUACAAUGUUAUGUUUAAGAACGUCAGUGCAACAGCAGUAGACCAAUGGCCGAUCAAAUUGGCAGAGUACAUUAGACACAACGACGAAGCUAACGCAAAGGCAGCUGAGAAGAUAGUCACGACUCUCACUGAUGAGCUUCUUCCUUGCGCUUCCUUCGCCGAGUUUUGCGAUGCAGCUGGCUUUCUCGAAGACAUCCCUGAACCCGACGCGUUCCUACAAGUCCUCGUUGAAGAACAACCUUGAUUAUGGCCUUCUCCGCCUCAGUGCCUCGGCUACAAUAGCUGUACGGCCUCAUAGAACUUUUUGUGCUAACAAAUUGUUUCGUAUUACUUUACACAGACACGGAUCGUUUUGAAGUGCACUACAGCCCUAAGAAAGCUCCUGGUAGAAUAAGUUAGAAUUUGUUCAAUUUUCUACCACAUUCAUGUGAGCCUUACCGUGAUAUAUUACACACCCUUUACGUCAUCAUUGGGCUAAUUACGUCAAAUUCCUUUCACUUUAUUAGGCCAAUGCUUAUAAUAAUUAUGUCAAUAAAUAUUAUAUGCAAUAAACAAUACCCAUUUAAAUUUCAAAUAUUCUAUUUUAUCUAAUUUAAUAUAAAUGUAAUAGAUUUGUUUCGGUGCUUGAAUUGUAUCGGCUUUUGUGUUUAUUUUAAUAAAUAUUAUGUUUC
Hyposmocoma kahamanoa is the source of this 16257-nucleotide messenger RNA. It is a transcript of the gene poe, whose product is annotated as protein purity of essence. Gene Ontology annotation, molecular function: zinc ion binding; protein binding. The transcript is spliced from 93 exons. The record is from RefSeq and is a predicted model, not a curated record. Bases 3 to 15830 code for a protein of 5275 amino acids. Lineage: Eukaryota; Metazoa; Arthropoda; Insecta; Lepidoptera; Cosmopterigidae.